AUGUUAAGCCCUACAUUUGUUCUAUGGGAUAUUGGAUACCCCUUAUAUAUCUAUGGUUCCAUCUUCAUCAUUAUCCUAAUCAUUUGGCAAGUGAAAAGGAGCCACUAUGAAUUAAGGGUGGAACCUAACAAGAGCAGCUGUCAGCAACACCGAAGACUGAGAAAAAGGGCUAGAGAUGCGGCAUCAAGAGCUAGGAGAGCUUGCCAGAAAGAAGCUGAGAAGCCGUGGGAACUACUAUCUGUCAUGAAAAGCCAGAACUGGCUUCCUCGGGAGGAACGCGUGCGGCAGCUCCUGUGUGCAGAUCCCUGCUGCCGUAUCUGUCAUGACAUGGCUCUGGAGAUUCAGCAACUACUGACAUGUAAGAACACUGAAGAGGGGAUAACGCAGUGCUCCUCUUGCCUAGAGUUUUUGUCCACUUCUAGCGCCUCUUUUGAGCAGACUCUAGAGAUGCAUUCCCAGCACUUCAGAGAUCUUUCAAUGCCAUCUGCAACUCCCAUUCUGUCACAAUUAGCAGAUCAAAAAUCCUUAACCCAGACGACUGACCCGUCGACCAAUGUGAUCAGCAUCCAAGAUUACUGGGCUGAACACCUGGACCUAGAACAGGAAUUUCAACUGCCAGAUGUACCGAGGGACCCAGGGACUAUGUCGUCUUUAAGGACUGAGGAGCUUAGGUUUCCUGUGAACCAGCAAGACAUGAUUAACACCAGCUGUGAAUUUGUCCAGGAGUACCAAGGCCAGCAGCCCUUGAAGUCCCAUGUCCCUUUCCUCUCCCUGAAAACAGAGCUCCCUCAUCUGACACAUCCUAUGGCUUUGCAUAGAGACACUGUCCUUCCUGCCCACCUGCCAUUCCUCAGUGCUGAAGUCCUGGGGAUUCUUGAGGUUCAUGUAAAAAAGUGGGUGCAUUUUCAGAGGUGGGGACUCCCCAGACGUGUAGAGAAGUCCCUGAGGCAGCUUAUGCCAGAUCCCCCAUUGUUCUGCCAGUCUGGAAAUAGCCAACCAUUUCCUUUCAUCAUGAAUUAUACUCCUAAUGCCUAUGUUGAAACAACCAGGACCAUUUCACAUAACACCUGGGAUUCAUGUAUGGUUGGCCAGCCCACCCAGGCCUUAUGGGUUUCUGAAUGGUCCAACCUGGACCCAGAACAAAGCCACCAUUGCCAGAAAACCCCAAACCUUCUGGCUCUGGUCUUGCCCUCUCCAGCCUUUAAAGUCCAAAAUGGACUCUAUCCUCAACCUGAGGGACAGGCUGAAGACUCAGAGGAUCGUUUGAAGCAGAAGCACAGACAGCUAUUCUGCGGCCUCCCUUGUCUUCACAGUGAAUCCCUAGUUGCCACCUUCUUGGGAUCGCAAGGCCUCUCCAUGAACAUGAGCAUGUCCCAGCCUUCCUUGAAUGUUCCUUUUCUCUUCAACGAGCCCUCCUUCCUCCCCCUGCUGCCUAAUAAUCCACCCCAGUCAGCUCCACCUUCUUCCCUACCUACCUCAAAUUGGGUCUCUCCACCUGAGCAGAUAAACGUCCCAUUUCUGACGCUGGCUGAACGUGAAGGCUUGGAGUGGCACCUGCUGCAGAGGCAGCUCCAGCUUAGGUGGGACUUGGCAAUUGUUUUCCAGAGAUCUCAGCAUGCCAAGAGCCCCAUGCAGUAUGAGCCCUGUGACACAGUCCAAUCCCCUGAGACCAUGGAAACUUACUGCUCAAGGAAGCCCAUGUCAGUCCUCACAAGAGAGCUACUCUUCUUCCCAAACGGUGCCCGGAGGCUGCUAGAGUUCCACUUCCAGAAGCAGUUGAGUUACCAUCGCUGGGGUCUGCCUCAGAUGAUCAAGCAGUCCAUCCAGCUGCUCCUGUCCUCUGCUGACCAGCAGUCCCUGCCCUGGAGCACCACAGGCUUGGGCAAUGUGAGCGUCCCCCAGCCAGAGGCCAAUGGGGUUAGUGAUCUGUUCUCAUCCACCUCAGCCCCACUGUCAGUCCCCAUGCCACACUUGCUUACCCAGGCAAAGGCAAUACUGCAGGCCCACAUUGAGUACAAAUGUUGGCAGAUCCACCAGGGUACUAUCCCUGCCUGUGUAUGUAUCUCCUGGGAUUGCAGAAUUUCUGGGAGCCUGGCAGUAGCUCCCUGUCCCUGCAGUCCAGAAAGUAAGCCCCUAGAGCUACAAGCAGCAACUGAUACUGACCUACAUCAGAAAGUUGUGCCCUGGAUGCCAACAGACAUUGAUCAGCAGCAGGAGACCUCAACAGGUACUAACAUUAAACAGACUAAGGUGUCCCAAUGCCUGUCCAAGGAGGCCAUUCAGAAACUGGAGACAGCUGUACAGCAUAAGUAUUUGGCCCUUCUGUCAGGGCUGCCUGCUCUCUAUUAUGUGACUCUCUCUAAGGCCAUCACCCCAGAAAUCCCUAGCCAACCUGCAAUCACAGAAAUAACGCCCGAGCCUGUCAAAAUCACAACAGAGCCUCUGACUGAGAUGACCGCAUAUGAAGAGCAACUCAUAAGUCCUGGGCCAGGCUCUUCAGAGGACAACGAGACUUGUGCAGACAGUGCACAGGAGUUCCUGACUGAAGUACAGGAGGCAACAAUAGAGAUGGUGCCUCUAGAAAACCAGACACACACUGAUACUCCACUCUCACUCAGAACACCCACCUUGACUAAACUAAAUUUCCAUCUGAGAAAAAAGGUCCUAGAGAUACAGUGGGGAAUUCCCACACAGGCAAGGGAGUCCAGGGACCAAACUGUAGCAGUCCAAGAGAACAUAUACACAGAAGAGGCAUGUGGAAGUCUAAACAACCAAAGAAAAACAUUGCUCCAGGGACUCCCCAUCUCAACAGACAUUCCAUACACCUCAGAUCCAGAAUGGGCCUCCUUUAAAGAACAGUUGGCCACUGAGCUAAAAGUAGUACCACAGAGACAGAAGCAAGCUAGUUCUAGACCAGCCUCACAUGGCUCUGCCCACUGGGUCUCUAAGAUCUCACCCAGUGGGGACAUGACAGAUGCCCAGGUACUUUAUGUUCAGGUGGAAGCCAGAGUGAAAAGGCCCAGCCUGGAGGAGGCCUGGUUCCCUGAGUCUCAAGACCCUAAUAAGAGCAAGGACUCAGCCCAAGGACUCACACUGGCAGAAAAGAAUGAGCACCCAGGGAAACUCAAAUCAGCAGAGGACCAUGGAGAAGGGGAUGCAGGGUCUAGCCUUCCCUCAACCAGAGAAAACAGACCCCCUGCUGGAGACCAGAGGCCAACAAGGACGCCUCUGAACAGGACACUCCGAGGUCCUCGGCGAAGGAGCCAUAGUUUUGAUCUUGCUGCCUCCUGUCAGCAGAGUCCUCAGCACUGUCCUUGGCUUAAGAACCCAGAGGCACCUCAAGGAAUCCCUAGGGGGGAAGAAUCUGAGAAUAGCCUGCAAAAUAGUCAAGCCAAGCUGAAUCCUAUCACAGAGCCAGCAAGCAGUGCCCAGCAUGUAGUGCCCCAGGAUUCACAGGGCCAGCUUCUGAUGGGCCCACUAAUUCACGGUAAGCCUUUAUGGAGCCAGACUUUGCAGGACCACAUUCUGCAGGGCCAAGUGACCACAGCCCACACUCACAAGAGCCCCAACCUUCCAGUAGCUGGCUUAAGAAAUAAGAUGAAAUGCUUCUUGCACUAUAUGAAUCCCAAGACAAAAGGCAAAAUGGAUGAAGAUCCCAUGUUCUCUAGAACAGAGAAAAUGACCAAAAGAAGAAAAAAAAUUGCUGAAAAGAGCCUAGCCUCAGCCAAAGGCCCUGUGGGACAAGCUAAGAUGGAGAAGACAAUAGGAGACCCUAAGGACCAAUCUUCCCCCACUGAGAAGCAGGGCGGCCUGGCCUUUUGGGAUGGCCCCCAGGUCCUAGACAAUCAGCUCCGGCACCGCUCUCAUCAACUCCACUCUGCCUCAGUCCUGGGCUACCCCCGCCACUGUCCUCGGCACUGUCCUCGAGUGGCUUGUGCCACCCAAUCAGGAAAUUCAUCCUAG
Messenger RNA from Orycteropus afer afer, 3963 nucleotides. Lineage: Eukaryota; Metazoa; Chordata; Mammalia; Tubulidentata; Orycteropodidae. The record is from RefSeq and is a predicted model, not a curated record.